Messenger RNA from Carassius auratus (goldfish), 1813 nucleotides. RefSeq names its product sterile alpha motif domain-containing protein 5-like. Gene Ontology annotation, molecular function: protein binding. The coding region runs from base 956 to 1495 and encodes 179 amino acids. Lineage: Eukaryota; Metazoa; Chordata; Actinopteri; Cypriniformes; Cyprinidae. The record is from RefSeq and is a predicted model, not a curated record. The transcript has 2 exons.
AGACUGUACCAUAAUUUAAACACCGCGUAAAGCUGCGCUUCUGAAUGAAAUCAUCUUUCAGCAGCAGAGAGGAGACCCGCGCGGACAGAAACACAUACGAUAGACAGACAUACAGCUGUCUGCCUGCCGUUACUCCAACAUCACAGCUCGCGCGCACCUUUACCUUCUUCGGCUUCGCCAAAAAUUAAAGUCACAAAGUUUUGGAUUAAAACGAUACAGAAAUAAAUUCUGCCUAUCUGUUUUAAGAAGCGCUAUGAAAGAGUUUGAUUUACCUCAAACUUUGACAAACUUUCAGUUUUGACAGCGCGUGCCUAGAUUCAAACCGUGUCUGCUUACCCAACCGUCGCCUCGCUGAGGAAAACCAAUCGUUUUGCGCCACCAACGCGAUUUCGCCGCUCAGCGAAUAGUGGUAAUAAGUCUGAAACCACAUGUGCUCCUCUUCAAACCGGAGAGACGCUUUUUCAUUUGUCUUCAGAGAGGAAAAGAGUUGGCUUUAAGCCGUACUGACAGACACAAGGGAAGGACGAGCCGGAGAAGACCACUGGAAAUUCAAGCGGUGCGUAAAAUUCACGUAUAUUCUUGGCACUACUGCAAGAACAGUUGAAAUAAACAGGGGAAAUGUAGUCUUUGUGGAUGGUUAUCGGUAGCUAUAGCCACUUUUGUCGCUAAACUUGCCGGUAAAUGGCUCUUUAAUCGCGGCGAAGGGGAUAACGUUAGUUGUGUAGUGUACGGCAAUGCCAAGUUGACGAGUCUCGACAUUGUCAGUAUUACCGUCCGUUUAAUAAUUAUGGGCUCGAUGAUAUUUUCAAAACAUUCCCUUCUAUCAAAAAGUGGCGAGAAAUCCUGAACGAAGAUGACGUUUUGACUUGGAUAUUCACGUAAACCGCGGGCGUACGCGCAGUCAGUCACCUGCUCAUAAAGGUAUACGCACCUUUACGCUUAAACGCUGUUCAAAAUGACGACUAACGGGGCCAACAUCGUCUACGAAUGGCUAAAAACCCUUCAGCUGUGUCAGUAUGUCGAGGCUUUUGUGGAUAAUGGAUACGACGACUUGGAAGUUUGCAAACAAAUCGGAGACCCGGACUUGGAUGCUAUCGGGGUGUUCAUUCCGCACCACCGCCAGCGGAUUCACGACGCGGUGCAAAGGUUAAAAGAUCACGAUAAUGAGACGUCCACUGGGCUUUAUUUCACCCUGGAGCCGAUGCCUCCGGUCUCAUCUAUAUACACGAGUCCCACGGCAGAGCAAUGCGAGCCAAGGCUGCGGGGCUCCAAGUCAUGGACUGAGCAGAGCAGUGAUAGAGCUGCGCGCAGCGUGGGGUACAUGGGGGCGUCCAGGAAUCUGACGCUUGGGAACCGCAAGGAGCUGGAAAUCUACCCCAAACUGAAGCUGAAGAUCAUGAUCAGGGAUAAACUCAUCAGGGACGGGAUAAACCUUGCCAGGCAGCCAUACUCUAAUAAGGUAAAAGACAAAGAUACAGUACUUGUGUUUGCCUGAAUUUCACCGUUAACUUCAGGUGUGUAAAAUGUGUAAAUAAAAAAAAUGUUUUAUGUACAUUUUCAGCAUUAAGUAGAUUUUCUUUUCACUCAUGAUCAACAUCAGACUGUAUGUGGGCUGUGGGAAUAUGAUUGAUCCAGACUUAUUUUUGUCUCUGACACAAAUGAAAUGCCACAAGAUGUUAGCUAGCACCAAUUAUCAAUGUGUCAUGUGUCAGACGGUGUCUGUAAAGGUCACACACUUUCAACAUUUUACUCUGCCUCCCAUGCCUCAUCAGUCAUGAAUCAUUUUGAUUAGGGCUGGGCGAUAUGGAAAAAA